AUGCACGCCUCAUACCUCAUCGUCCUGGCCGCCAGCGCCAUGUCCGCUGUUGCGCAAAACACCAUCACCAGCACGAGCUACAUGACAGCGACAAUAACUAUCACGAAAUGUCAGGAGACUAACACCGCGUGCCCGCUGUACACGCCCAGCAGCUCUGCGCUAGUCUAUCCCACUUCUUCGUCGGUGACCUCGUCAGUGUCCUCGUCAGUGUCCUCUUCGCUGUGCUCGUCGUCGUCGUCGUCUUCGUCGUCGACUUGGUCUUCAUCGGCGCCGUUGAAACCCUCAUACCCGUUGACAUCCUCAUACCCUGUCAGCACCACGUCUACCUUUCACCCCAUCUCCAACACGACCACGUUACAAACCGCUGGCCCGACCUCCUACCCCAACUCGACCACCUCUGUUGCUCCCACUACGUACCCGACGCCGACGACUCCUAUGGUCCCCACGACGUCCGCUGCUGGAUCAUCUGCUACGGCCUCAGGGCCCUCGUCCAGCGCCGUGCCGACCACCGCCGGUGCCGGUCUAGUCGCCGUCCAGUCCGGUCUCCUGUUGGCCGUCGUGGGUAUGGGUGCCGCACUGCUGCUCUAA
Anthostomella pinea is the source of this 588-nucleotide messenger RNA. The record is from the annotation of a GenBank genome assembly. NCBI's taxonomy places the organism in Eukaryota, Fungi, Ascomycota, Sordariomycetes, Xylariales, Xylariaceae.